Molecule: messenger RNA, 1010 nt
Organism: Medicago truncatula (barrel medic)
Lineage: Eukaryota; Viridiplantae; Streptophyta; Magnoliopsida; Fabales; Fabaceae
Product: ras-related protein Rab7
Exons: 7
Coding region: 134-754 (206 amino acids)
Cellular component (GO): vacuolar membrane
Molecular function (GO): GTP binding; GTPase activity
Source: RefSeq, a predicted model, not a curated record
GAAUAUUCCUUAAGAUUUACGAUAGAGAGAGAGAGAAGCUGAAGACGGUGUAAGCGAGACGAGAGAGAGUCGCAGUUGAAGUCAAAUCGCAAAACACAUACCAAAGCGGUUAACUCUUCAUCCGAUCUGAACGAUGCCUUCCCGUAGAAGAACGCUCUUGAAAGUCAUCAUUCUCGGUGACAGCGGGGUGGGGAAGACGUCUUUGAUGAAUCAAUAUGUGAAUAAGAAGUUUAGUAAUCAGUACAAGGCAACCAUUGGAGCUGACUUCUUAACCAAAGAAGUGCAAUUUGAAGAUAGGCUUUUCACCUUACAGAUUUGGGAUACAGCUGGCCAGGAGAGAUUCCAAAGCCUAGGAGUUGCUUUCUAUCGUGGGGCUGAUUGCUGUGUUCUUGUAUACGAUGUUAAUUCAAUGAAAUCAUUUGACAACCUUAACAACUGGAGGGAGGAAUUUCUGAUUCAAGCAAAUCCUUCCGAUCCAGAGAAUUUUCCUUUUGUUGUUAUAGGAAACAAGAUCGACAUUGAUGGUGGGAACAGUAGAGUGGUUUCAGAAAAGAAGGCUCGGGCAUGGUGUGCAGCAAAAGGAAAUAUCCCAUAUUUUGAGACAUCUGCCAAAGAAGGUAUUAAUGUCGAGGAAGCAUUCCAAACCAUAGCAAAGGAUGCCCUGAAAAGCGGGGAAGAGGAAGAAUUAUACCUGCCAGACACAAUUGAUGUUGGAAACAGCAAUCAGCCAAGGUCAUCAGGAUGUGAGUGCUGAGCAUAUAGAUAGAUUCUUCUCAAUACAAAUAAAGUAUAUUAUUUUAAAAUCACUUUGGCAUGUCUAGCCGUUGCUGUCUAUGAGGUUUCAUUGUACAUUUGUGUUUGAUCAAGAAACAUAUUGUUUUAGUGCGAUUUGUUGGGUACUUGUUUGUUUUGUGUUAAUCGAUCAUGUCCGUUGUUCUCCUUGUAUGCUAUUUCAACAUUGUGUAAAAAGAAAAAAGCAAGGGAUCAUUCUGAAGUUAUUUCAUUGCUUA